Leucoraja erinaceus (little skate) is the source of this 3352-nucleotide messenger RNA. RefSeq names its product transmembrane protein 184a (gene tmem184a). The transcript is spliced from 9 exons. Lineage: Eukaryota; Metazoa; Chordata; Chondrichthyes; Rajiformes; Rajidae. The record is from RefSeq and is a predicted model, not a curated record. Bases 259 to 1512 code for a protein of 417 amino acids. Gene Ontology annotation, biological process: transport. Gene Ontology annotation, molecular function: transporter activity. Gene Ontology annotation, cellular component: early endosome membrane.
UCGCUGGAGAUGGCGACGGUCACAGCCACCGGCUCGCCGGCUGCUCUUUAAAAAUAAAAUCACGCUUAAUGCCCGAGAGACUCCCGAAACACUUAGUGAAAGUACACUUCUGUGCCUAAGGCUGUUGGAGGAUUGCUGUCCACCUGUCCGGGAAUUGCCACCUUCGACCUCGGCCACUAGGAUGUGGCGGAAACGAGCAGCACUUGGCAGCAGCACCUUCCACACUCUGCUCUGAUCUGCGACUGAGCCCGUUUAAAGAUGAACAGCAGCGGAAACCCUGUCACAACAGGAGUGACAACAGCCGAUUCAACCACAUUGGUGAAUGUAAACAAAUCUGGAGCUGCGAGCAUGUGGCAGAAGAUAGCUGCUGACAAUUUCAGUGAACAUGAGCAAAGAAUUUUCUUGCAGACUCCAAAUGCACAAGCGAUCUCCGGGAUUUGUGUUUGGGCAGCACUGAUUGUGACAUUUCAUCAGAUUUACAUGCAUCUCCGACACUACAGCAGGCCCAACGAGCAGCGUUACAUUCUCCGAAUCCUUUUCAUUGUUCCUAUCUACUCCUUCGACUCCUGGCUUAGCCUACUGUUCAUCAGCAAUGAUCAGUACUACGUUUACUUUGACUCUGUGCGAGAUUGUUAUGAAGCCUUUGUGAUUUACAACUUCCUUAGCCUGUGCUACGAGUACCUGGGAGGAGAGAGUGCGAUUAUGUCAGAAAUCAGAGGGAAACCCGUUAAGACAAGUUGUUUGUACGGAACAUGCUGUCUGAUGGGUAUGACUUACUCCAUUGGAUUUUUGCGAUUUUGCAAACAGGCCACCCUACAGUUCUGUGUGAUUAAACCCCUGAUGGCUGUCAUCACCAUUAUCCUACAAAUCUAUGGCAAAUAUCACGAUGGCGACUUUGAUGUGAGAAGUGGAUACCUAUAUAUCACCAUUAUUUACAACAUUUCUGUCAGCCUGGCACUUUACGCAAUGUUCCUCUUUUACUUCACGACCAGUGAGCUCCUCAGUCCAUAUGAUCCUGUCCUGAAAUUCCUGACAGUGAAGUCAGUAAUUUUUCUCUCAUUUUGGCAGGGAAUGCUAUUGGCAAUAUUGGAGAGAUGUGGGAUAAUCCCAGAAUUGCAGAUUAUUGAUGACCAUGAAGUUCGGGCGGGGACAGUGGCCGCCGGCUACCAAAAUUUCUUCAUCUGCAUCGAGAUGCUCUGUGCUGCCAUUGCCCUUCGCUUUGCCUAUCCUUCACAAGUGUACGUUGAACGUAACGAGUUGACACAAGGUAAUGUGGCCCCCAUGCAGAGCAUCUCCAGCGGGCUGAAGGAGACCAUGAAUCCCAACGAUAUUGUACAAGAUGCCAUCCACAACUUCUCCCCGGCGUACCAGCAGUACACACAACAGUCCACCAAAGACGAGACGACGCCCAGGCACAACGGACAUGUCCUCUCUCAGGCCGCCAGCAACUUUAUGGCCCGCCGAAAGAAAGGCGAGAAGACCAUCCUCAUCAACUCUGAGGACGAGCUGUAGAUUUUGUAUUUGUUUUGAUUGCUAUAUUUUUUUUAAGUGAGAUAACAGGAGAGGUAGUGCCCAAACUCUCUUGUGCCCUGGUUCAGGGAUCUAGAAUAAUGCCUUUUCCCUUCUCAGGGAACUUAACUUUGAUCUUCAGUUUACUCAAGACUUUGACUUUAAAUGGAUUCCUGAUUCUGAGAGUAGAUUUGAAUGUGGGGGCAAAUGAAGGAACAUUUAGAAGUUCUGCAGUGGACUUGGAGCUUGUAUACACUUUCAAACACACACAUCUUCAAACACAAACAGGCCCACAUGUGUGGAAGGUUCAGCUGCUUCUGCAGAUUGUCCACUGAUUUCCCAAAAAUUGAAUCUCCAGAUUCUAGGCAAUCUUAUUGCAGAGACUAAACAUCUCAUGACAAAAAAAUCUGUGUUGUCAAGUUGGAGUUAUUGAAUGUUUGUCAACUGUUACAACAGUGUCGAAUAUUACAAAUUACUCUCAGAUGUGGCAUAUCCCCUCUGGCUGAGACAGGAAUGCUGUUUACAGUGAAGACACUGUCAUCUCAGUGUACCUACAGAAUGCACUGACUUGGCUCUCCGCUUCCUUUUGAUGCCUUCCUUUUACUGCUUGAAAAUGGGUACGGAAAGGCAACAUAUCUAUUCUUAGGAACAAAUAUUAUAUAACUGGAAGGGCUCAGUUUACUAGGUGGAACAGAGGAAGAUACAUCUAUCUCUGCAAUGAAUCAGGAGUCACAGUAAUGAAAAGAGGUCCCAGGGUACAAUUGGCUGAAUUUGGCAAUUGUGCGGAUUGUUGUGUGUGAACAAUGACCACAGCUGGAGAAAUCUGAGGUGACGCGUAUCCUUGUUGAGGCCUCCAGCAGGAUAGAUGUUUCAAAUUCAGAAACUUAACGAGCAAACCGUACCCCUUCUCCUGUUGUAAAAUGGUUGAAUGUGCCAACAGUUACUUUCACUUCAGGAUGAGGUGCUGAAAUCAGGGAUGUGGUUCUGAUUUGAAGUUGCCCUUUGAAUGAGAAAGCAACAUCACAGCUCCAGGUGACCACAAAUGUUUCAGGGUCCAGAGAGGAUGACUGUGUUAGAGCUUAGGUUAAGGCAGUGAAUUAGAAAUCAUUUUUAGUUAUGAGGCAACUGGAUUUUAAAUUAUUUUUUUUUGCCACUUAUCUCUUGCCUUGUUCUGGAACUAUUGCUAUUGUUGUAUAUCGUACUUCCAGAGUUUACUUCAAGAGCGGAAUGUAGUUUGAGAUGGCUCGAAUACAGUAUGUUAGUAGAUAAUGCACUGAUUUUAUGUGAUUGUAUUUCAGGAGAUAUAUAAUUGUAAAAAGUAGCUUUAACAUGAACCAAGAUUUUACAAAUAAAAAUUGCUUAAUCACUGGUUGUGCAAGGGGGGAGAGGUUUCCGAAUUUUUUAUGAGAUUAGGAAUACAAACUCCUACUCCUACGCAGAAUUAUUCCGACCACGACUUGCUGGUGGUGUCUGUUGCGACACUGUAGGUGGUACUCGUAAUUCUCCAACUUUCAGGAAUAUAAUGUGGGUCAACUCUGGUGCAGUACUAAAGAGGCGUAGUCGUCUUUCAAUUGAACCAUUAAAUCAAAUUUGGGUCAAGUUAGUUGUAGCAGUUUGUGAAUUACUAAAUGUAUGAUGAUAGAUAACUAUGGCAAAUGUUUUAUGUAUUUCGUAAUUCUUAAUAUUGAUAAAAAUGAAAAGUACCUAGUGAAAAAAAUAGAAAAUGAACGGAUCUAAGAUAUUGUGGGUUGAAGGAGCUGUUCCUGUGCUGUACAUUUCAUGUUCUAUGUUUAAAAAUCCUGUCAAGGACAGCUCUUUAAUAAACAGAUGGCAUUAUUUUGGA